This is a messenger RNA of Monoraphidium neglectum, 2316 nucleotides long. RefSeq names its product leucyl aminopeptidase. Lineage: Eukaryota; Viridiplantae; Chlorophyta; Chlorophyceae; Sphaeropleales; Selenastraceae. Gene Ontology annotation, molecular function: manganese ion binding; metalloaminopeptidase activity; protein kinase binding. The coding region runs from base 1 to 2316 and encodes 771 amino acids. Gene Ontology annotation, biological process: proteolysis; regulation of cyclin-dependent protein serine/threonine kinase activity. Gene Ontology annotation, cellular component: cytoplasm. The transcript has 18 exons. The record is from RefSeq and is a predicted model, not a curated record.
AUGGUGGUGCCCUGUCCCAUGGCCAAGGGCCUGGGGCCGGUGUUUGAGAAGAAGGUGGCGGACAAGGAGGCGGUUGGCGAGCCCGUCGCGGCGCUGCUGGACCCGUCGGGCGACAUCCCGGAGGACUCUGCGCUGCUGGCGCUGCUCGCCAACGUUCUCGACACGGUGGUGGAUGCCAACGAGCAUGCGUACCAGCAGGACGCCGACCCUGCGCUGGUGCCCAGCCUGACGGUUUUCCACGGCCUCCGCGCGCCGCCGAUCGGCGUCGAGGCGUACCUUGUGCGCAUCGCCAAGUACGCCAAGUGCAGCCCCGCGUGCUUCGUGCAGGCGGUUGCGCUGAUCUUUCGCCUGGCCAAGCGCGACGCGGCGUACCAGCUGACGAGCCUCAACGUGCACCGGCUCGUGCUGACCGGGGUGCUGCUGUCGGCCAAGUUCCUCGACGACCACUACUACAACAACGCCUUUUACGCGAAGGUCGGCGGCGUCAGCACAGGGGAGCUGAACCGCCUGGAGGUCGAGAUGCUGCAGCUGCUGGGCUUCCGGCUGCUCGUGCCGCGCGAGGAGCUGGAGCAGUUGCUGGCGGACGCGCAGGCCGGCUGCCUCGCCGGGCAGGUGGUGGCGCGCUGGCGGUGCGGCCGCAAGCGCAGGAGCAUGGGCCCGGACGACGGCACCGCCCUGUCUGACGCGGGUUCCCGCCGCAACAGCCCAGCAGGCCGUGCCCAGCAGCACGGGCUGGCCAUGCGCGUCAAAAGCUCGGACGCCGCAGCGGCAGCGGGCGGCGCAUCGGCCCCCACGGCCGUCAUCGCCAUCAACCCAGUGCCGCUCCCGAAAGAGGUCAGCUUCGAGCCGGAGUCGCUGCCGUCCAUCAGCGUCGGCGGCGGCGACGCCGCCGCCUGGAGCGGGGACGUCCUGGUGGUGGCCGUCAGCGAGGAUGAUCUGGAGGUCAAGGACGAGGUGGCUUCGGUAAAGGGCGAGGCCCUGGCGGCCCUCGACUCAGCCCUGGGGGGCGUCCUGGCGGAGCUGCUGGCCGCCGGCGGCUUUGAGGGCAAGCAGGGCCAGCGCACGCGCCCGUUGCGCGUGCUGGGCGCCAAGGCGGCCAACGUGGCGCUGGUCGGGCUGGGGAAGCGGGAACAGGCGGCGGCGGUGGCGGACUGGGGGCAGAGUCCCUACCAGGCCCUUGGCAGCAGCAUCGCAGCCCUCUGCAAGGAGGGCAAGCUAAAGACGGCCGCCCUGGCACUGCUGGCGCCGCCCGCGCAGCCCGCGGCCGCGGUGCAGCGGCUGGCCUCGGGGGCGCUGCAGGGCGCUUACGAGUCCACGCGGUUCAAGACCAAGGCGUCCAAGGCCGCGAAGCUGCAGUCCCUCACCCUGCUGGGCCUGGGCGACGCUGACGGCCUCGACGCCGCCAUCAAGCACGGCGCCGCCACCGCCGUUGGCGCGAUCCUCACCCGCUACCUUGUUGAGGCGCCCCCCAAUGUCUUGGAGGCCUCUGAGUGUGCAGAGCUUGGGAUGGGCCUCUUCCUGGGUGUGGCGGAGGCCAGCCACGAGCCCGCCAAGUUCAUCCACCUGGUGUACAAGCCUGAGGGGGAAGUCAAGAAGAAGGUCGCCAUCGUGGGCAAGGGGCUGACCUUUGACAGCGGCGGCUACAACCUCAAGGCGGGGGCGGGCUCCAUGAUUGAGCUCAUGAAGUUUGACAUGGGCGGCAGCGCGGCCACCCUCGGGGCCGCCAGGAUACUGGCGGACGUGCAGCCCGCGGGCGUCGAGGUCCACUUCACCAUCGCCAGCUGCGAGAACAUGGUGGCGGCCAAGGGCCUGCGCCCCGGGGACAUCCUCACCGCCGCCAGCGGGAAGACCGUGGAGGUCAACAACACGGACGCGGAGGGCCGCCUCACGCUGGCGGACGCGAUGUGGUAUGUGCAGGAGAAGCAGGGCGUAGAGGCUGUGGUGGACAUUGCCACGCUGACGGGCGCCUGCAUCGUGGCCCUGGGCGGGGAGGUUGGCGGCCUGUUCACGCCCAGCGACGAGCUGGCGGCGGCGCUCACGCAGGCUUCCAAGGAGGCUGGCGAGAAGGUGUGGCGGAUGCCCCUUGAGACGAACUACUUUGAUGGCCUCAAGAGCAGCUGCGCUGACAUGAAGAACACAGCUGGGCGUUAUGGCGGGGCCAUCACCGCGGCGCUGUUCCUGAAGGAGUUUGUGAAGGAGGGCGUGGAGUGGGCCCACAUGGACAUCGCAGGGCCGGUGUGGAACGACAAGGAGGCCCUCCCCACUGGCUACGGCGCAUCCACGCUCGCCGAGUGGGCCGCGGCGCAGGGCAAGUGA